AUGCGUUCUGCAUCUUGUGUUCUUUCUUUCUUUCUUUCUUUCUUUCUUUCUUUCUUUCUUUCUUUCUUUCUUUCUUCCUUUUUCUCUUUUCUUUCUUUUAUCUUUUUCUUUUCUUUUUCUUUUUCUUUUUUUCAUUUUCCUUCUUUUUCUUUUUCUCUUUCUUUUUCUUUUUUCCUUCUUUUAUUGUGCUUUCCUUUAUUUAUUUUUCUUUCUUUUUGUCUUUUAUUUUUUCUUUCUUCUUUCUUUCUUUCUUUUUUCCUCCUGUUUUCUUUCUUUCUUUUAUUUUCUUCCUUUUCUUUCUUUCUUUUUGGCUCUUUUUUGUUUUUUCUUUCUUUUUUUCUUUCUAUUUUUUCUUUUAUUUCUUUCUUUUAUUUUUUUUCUUUUUUUCUUUUUUCUGGCUCUUUUUUGUUUCAUUCUUUUUUCGUUCUGUUUUCUUUUUUCUUUCUGUUUCCUUUCUUUUAUUUCUUCCUUUUCUUUUCGUUGUUUCUUUCUAUUUUUCUUUCUUUUUCUUUUUUUCAUUUAUUGUUCUUUUUUCUUUCCUUCUUUUUUCUUUCCUUCUUUUUCUUUCCUUCUUUUUUUCUUUCUUUUUUCUUUCUUUCAUUUAUUUCUUUUCUUCCAUUCCUUUCAUUAGCUUACUCUCCCACCACCAUCUCUCUCACUGUCUCUCUCUCUCUCUCCAUAUCUUUCUUCCUCUUUCUCUCUCCCCCUUCCGCUUUAUUAAAACUUUAA
Acanthosepion pharaonis is the source of this 729-nucleotide messenger RNA. The record is from the annotation of a GenBank genome assembly. NCBI's taxonomy places the organism in Eukaryota, Metazoa, Mollusca, Cephalopoda, Sepiida, Sepiidae.